Messenger RNA from Sander lucioperca (pikeperch), 2038 nucleotides. Its product is annotated as low affinity immunoglobulin gamma Fc region receptor II-like. Gene Ontology annotation, molecular function: transmembrane signaling receptor activity. NCBI's taxonomy places the organism in Eukaryota, Metazoa, Chordata, Actinopteri, Perciformes, Percidae. The transcript is spliced from 12 exons. Gene Ontology annotation, biological process: cell surface receptor signaling pathway. The coding region runs from base 28 to 1266 and encodes 412 amino acids. The record is from RefSeq and is a predicted model, not a curated record.
GCGGAUCUCAUAUGACCAACAUUUCAAAUGGAGGACUCAUCUCUGCAGCUGCUGCUGGUUCUGACUUCACUGCUGAGCUGCACAACAAGCCAAGCCUCUCUGACUGUGAGUCCCAGCAGCUCUCAGAUGUUUAGAGGACAGGAUGUCUCUCUGAGCUGUGAGGAGGACGACAGCUCUGCUGGAUGGACUCUGAGGGGGAACACAACCAGAGACACCAGAGCUGAGUGUAAAGACUGGAGAGGAAAACCUGCUGGUUCUUCCUGUAACAUCAGCUACAUGAUCCCAGGGGACAGUGGAGUUUACUGGUGUGAGUCCAGGGAGGGAGCAACCAGUAACAGCAUCAACAUCACUGUCACUGAUGGACCAGUGAUCCUGCAGAGUCCUGUCCUCCCUGUGACGGAGGGAGAAGACCUCACUCUGCACUGUAAAACAAAGACGUCCUCCAACCGCUCAACUGAUUUCUAUAAAGAUGGCUCCUUCAUCAGGACUGAGGCUGCAGGUCACAUGACCAUCCACCAUGUUUCCAGGUCUGAUGAAGGCCUCUACAAGUGUCACAUCAGCAUUGAUGGAGAGUCUCCACCCAGCUGGGUCUCUGUCACAGAGAAACCCACGACUACAAGUCCUCCUCCAACCUCCACCACCUCUGGCUCCUCUCCUCCUCCCCCCUGGUUGUGGUCCAUUUCAGUCGGUGUCCUGGUUCUCCUGGUUCUCCUGGUUCUCCUGGUUCUACGAUGCAUCCGUAGGAACCCUAAAGCUGAAGUAGAAGCUGGAGAUGAUGACGUCACAUACAGUGAUGUCACCAUAUCACGUAACCUGCAGCAGCCAAUCAGACGGAGCAGAGAGAGUGAUCCUGCUGCAAUCUACUCCAGAGUGAGAACAGAAGACGUCUGUUACGGACAAAUAGUGAUCAAAGACAAGAAAUCAAACAGGAAGAGAGAGAGUGAUCCUGUGGCAAUCUACUCCGGAGUGAGAACAGAAGACGUCUGUUACGGACAAAUAGUGAUCAAAGACAAGAAAAGAAACAGGAAGAGAGAGAGUGAUCCUGCUGCAAUCUACUCCGGAGUGAGAACAAUCGUCAGUUAUGGACAAAUAGUGAUCAAAGACAAGAAAAGAAACAGGAAGAGAGAGAGAGAUCCAGCUGCAGUCUCCUCAGCAGUGAGAGGAGCUGAAGACGUCAGUUAUGGACAAAUAGUGAUCAAAUCAAACAGGACCAGAGAUCCUCCAGCAGACCCAGAGGUCCUCUACUCCUCACUGAGGAAGACCUGAACACCAUCACACCAGUCCAACCAGUGGAGUCCAGCCGGCCAAUCACUGGUCCCCAGAGAUCCUCACAUCUACAUCUGUAUAGCCCCGGCGUAUUUGUCGGAGAUUUUAAACCUUUGCGAGCACAAAAGGUCAGUCCGGUCAUCCAAUCAACUGGCUUUAGAAGUCCCAAGGACGAGGUACAAACUGUGGGGGGGGGGUCGCUCUUUUGCUGUUGCUGCCUCGAGACUUUGGAACAAGUUACCACCUGAAAUUUACACCAUUACAGACGUCGCACUUUUGAAAUCCAAAAUUAAACUUCUUUAUUUAGAAUGGCUUUUAAUGCACAGUAGUGUUGCAGCAUUUUCACUUUCUUUCUCCUGUUUUUAUGCAACAGUUUCAGAUGUUAUUGUAUUCUAUGUUUGACUCUUUUUAUUGUAUGUUAUGUUGUUUUAUUCUUGGUCCUUCGAGCACUUUGGAUACCUGUUGGUUGCUGUGAAGCACUAUGAAUAAAUGUUGAUUGAUGUUAAGGUUAAAUGAGAUUAAUGCAGCUACAAAAAGACAAAUAACUCACAUUUCAAGCAUGUUUACAUUCUUUAGAUGUGUUUCGUUCAAACAAAUGCUUCUUAUUUAAGUCAUAGAUCAGAGAUUCUUUUAACUGUUUUCAUACAUUUCACAACAACUAACAAAUAUCUACUGAACAGAGUCUAAUGAUAACAACUAUUUACUGAUAUUGAUAUAUUGUAUUUAUGAGCUUGUUUCUGUGCAGGAUCAAUAAACUCUGGUGUCACCGGUU